This is a messenger RNA of Chrysoperla carnea, 823 nucleotides long. RefSeq names its product trypsin-7-like. Bases 39 to 782 code for a protein of 247 amino acids. Lineage: Eukaryota; Metazoa; Arthropoda; Insecta; Neuroptera; Chrysopidae. Gene Ontology annotation, biological process: proteolysis. Gene Ontology annotation, molecular function: serine-type endopeptidase activity. The record is from RefSeq and is a predicted model, not a curated record. The transcript is spliced from 7 exons.
AGAAUUUUGAACAGUACUUGCAACUUAAUUAUACAAUAAUGUUUCAAUUUUGUAUACUUCUAAUUUCAUUGGCUGCGCCAAUUUUAGGGGCAUCCCUUGAAGGUAGAGUUGUAGGGGGAGUAGAUGCUAAUUUAGGAGAUGUUCCAUCAAUAAUUUCAUUAAGAAGUUAUGGUGGCAGUCAUAACUGUGGUGGAGUUUUAAUUUCUAAAGAUUACGUGUUAACAGCAGGACAUUGUGCUUCUUCAGCCCAAUCUAUACAAUAUGGUGUUGUGGACAUCGAUCCAAACGCAAAUGAUAAAACAGUAAUUGAUGUUGCAUCAAAAAUUAUUCACGAGAAUUAUUAUGGCAGUGAAAAUGACAUUGCAUUAUUAAAAUUGGCUGAACCAGCAGUAUUUGGUGGAAAUGUUCAACCAGCAGUUUUACCUGAACAAGAUGAACCUGCACCAGGAGGAAGCAACGUACUUUUAGCUGGAUGGGGAUACACUGCUAGUGGUGGAAUUUUACCUAAACGAUUACAAAAAGUAAACAUAACCAUUGUGGACAUUGAAGAAUGCAAAAAUAUACAUUACAACACUGUUUAUAAUAGUAAUUUGUGCGCUGGAGUUCCAGAAGGAUGGAAAGGACAAUGCAAUGGUGACUCUGGUGGUCCAUUGACUUUGAAUGGAAAAGUUGUUGGUUUGGUAUCAUGGUCAAUUAAACCAUGCACAACACCCCCAUAUCCAGGCGUUUACACGCGAGUUGCAAGUUUCAGAGAUUGGAUACGUAAAAAUUCAGGUGUAUAAAUUUUUUAAUUUAAAAUAAAUAAACUAUAAUAAGUAUAUGC